Molecule: messenger RNA, 1027 nt
Organism: Danaus plexippus (monarch butterfly)
Lineage: Eukaryota; Metazoa; Arthropoda; Insecta; Lepidoptera; Nymphalidae
Gene: Rpe
Product: ribulose-phosphate 3-epimerase
Exons: 4
Coding region: 222-899 (225 amino acids)
Biological process (GO): carbohydrate metabolic process; pentose-phosphate shunt, non-oxidative branch; pentose-phosphate shunt
Cellular component (GO): cytosol
Molecular function (GO): metal ion binding; D-ribulose-phosphate 3-epimerase activity
Source: RefSeq, a predicted model, not a curated record
AGUUAUGACAAUUGACAUAUAUUAUCAAUUUAAAUUAGAUAAACAUAAAUGUUUUUCCUACACUAUCUUUAAUCUUUUUGUUAUAAACUUUAACCUUAGCAUAGGAGCAAAGUACAGUGUUUUAUGAAUUUCAUUUUAUUUUAACCUUUCUUUGAUUAGAACCACUACACAAAACGUGACAUUUAAAAAUACGAUUCAUCAGUAUUUUGUCCAAAUAAAAAAUGACUCGUCAUUUAAAAGCUCUCAUAGGUCCUAGCAUUCUCAAUGCAGACUUAUCUAAAUUAUAUGAAGAAUCUCAAAAACUCCUAGAUAAUGGUGCUGACUACUUGCAUUUGGAUGUGAUGGAUGGUCAUUUUGUUCCUAACCUCACAUUAGGACAUCCUGUAGUGAAAUGUCUUCGCGGUAAAAUAAAGGACGCUUUCUUUGAAACACACAUGAUGGUUUCAAAUCCGGAACAGUGGAUACUUCCUAUGGCAGAUGCUGGAGUUAAUCAAUAUACAUUCCAUAUAGAACCAGUAGAUAAUGUUGAAGAAGUUUGUAGGAAGGUCAGAGAAAACGGAAUGAAGGUUGGAGUUGCAAUAAAGCCUGGAACAUCUGUUACAGAAAUAGAAAAGUAUAUAUCUAUAUCAGACAUGGUGCUUAUAAUGACAGUGGAACCAGGAUUUGGGGGUCAAAAGUUUAUGGAGAAUCAGAUGGAGAAAGUGAAAUAUUUAAGAGAUCAUUAUCCAUUAUUAGAUAUUGAAGUUGAUGGGGGAGUCGGACCUUCAACUAUUAAUUGUUGUGCCACAGCAGGUGCAAACAUGAUAGUAUCUGGAACAGCUAUUAUAGGAUCCAAUGACCAAGCAUCAACCAUUCAAUUAAUGAGAGAUGCUGUAAAACAGGCCAUUAAUAAAAAAUAAGAAAGUACAUAUAUGAAAGUUGUAGUAGUUAUAAGGGAAACUUAAAAUUAUUUUUAUAUCAUUCUUUAUAGGUCUUCCACAUUUUUUAUAAAUUUGUAUGAAUAAUAAAAUACUUUGUUUUGUGUAAA